Penicillium odoratum is the source of this 867-nucleotide messenger RNA. RefSeq lists its product as uncharacterized. The record is from RefSeq and is a predicted model, not a curated record. The transcript has 2 exons. NCBI's taxonomy places the organism in Eukaryota, Fungi, Ascomycota, Eurotiomycetes, Eurotiales, Aspergillaceae. The annotation marks the transcript as partial.
AUGCCUUCAAAUUCAACUUACCCGGCUGUUAUUCAUAUUCGGGACUUUGUCGAACAUAUCGAACCGGACCCUACACGCCCUGGUAAGGGGCAGUCCAUGCAGCUCCGUAUCUCCCUCAACAUACCUUUAAAGGACAUUCAAUCAGAGGAUGUCGAACACGAUGAGAUUCCCACUCUGAUCAGGUUUUUUAAUGAGGGUAACCAGCCUGACCUUUAUAAGCCGAACACUUUUGUCUAUUCCUCAGGAUCUUUCCUGACUACUUCUGACAAUGAUGAGGAAUUUCAUAUUAUUAUCCAUGCUCACACUUUGCACCGUCAUCCGGGAAAUGAAGAAGAUACUGAAACAUAUUUCAUGCACUGCCCCGAAGCUGCUCAGCCUACAGUGACAUUUCUCGGUAUUGUUCUUGAACGUGGUGGUGAACUAAACGGCGGGCCAACUCUUCUUCACUACCGUUUCCGGACUACUGUUUACAACAGUUCCACUCGAACCUAUCACACCUUCCCAGUCACCGUGUACUUCAAAAACGGUCCGCGAUGGGCCAACUUUCCAGCACUAAACAUCAAUUCCUAUGUUUUCUUGACGGGUCGCAUUUUCGGCCUCACAAAAAAACAUCGCCAACUAGCCGUCGUCACGGAUGAUAUUCAUUUCCUCCCAACACCAACCCAUCAUUUGCCCGCUACCCCAUCCUCGACUGGUAAACGGAAGCGUGUUGGCCGUUGGUCCCAACGGGCAGGCCCUCAAACCCCGACUAAAUCGGCGCCAAGUUCGCUGACCGAUUCCCUUCCUUUCGUCCAUCCACGACUAGAUUUCUCUGCUACAGUCUCCCUUGAUGAUGAGGAUGAGGGCGCUACACAAAUUACCUGGCCA